Messenger RNA from Salvelinus namaycush (lake trout), 5387 nucleotides. RefSeq names its product rho guanine nucleotide exchange factor 12-like. The transcript has 41 exons. Gene Ontology annotation, biological process: intracellular signal transduction; G protein-coupled receptor signaling pathway. Gene Ontology annotation, cellular component: cytoplasm. The record is from RefSeq and is a predicted model, not a curated record. Gene Ontology annotation, molecular function: guanyl-nucleotide exchange factor activity; G protein-coupled receptor binding. NCBI's taxonomy places the organism in Eukaryota, Metazoa, Chordata, Actinopteri, Salmoniformes, Salmonidae. Bases 1 to 4452 code for a protein of 1483 amino acids.
AUGCCAGGAGUGCUCAUUGUUUCUGGGAAUCUGUCCCUGCUUUCAGCCUUGGUGCUGGGGCUGGUGAGGUUUCCCAAUAAAGCAAACAGAAGCAGUAGCAUUCUCAGUAAAGACCACCCCCCUGACAAGAAACCCAAAAGUGAUAAACCGGCAGUCUCCUGUUCACAUGAGUUUGACCCUACAGACGUUCUGGUGCAGAAGAGUGGCUGUGUUCUAGUGGAGGGGAAGCCCGAGUCCUGUGGGCUUGUCCAGCGAUGUGUGAUCAUUCAGAAAGAUGAGAAUGGCUUUGGGCUGACGGUGAGCGGAGACAACCCAGUGUUUGUGCAGCUCGUCAAGGAAGAUGGCGCUGCGGAGCGUGCGGGUGUACAGACAGGUGACCGGAUCAUCAAGGUGAACGGGACCCUAGUAACACAUUCAAACCACGUGGAAGUAGUAAAGCUCAUCAAAUCGGGCUCCUAUGUGGCCCUCACGGUGUUGGGGCGACCCCCUGGGUUGCCCCAGAUCCCCCUGUCGGAGAGCGAGGCUAAGCUGGGGUUCCCGGGGCCCCAGGCUGGGUCGUCCCCCGUCACCUCUCCAAACGCUCCUGGACAGCCAACGGGGGAGCGCCCAUACAGCCCCCAUGACCGCAUCACCUCUCCUCUAUGGGAAGAGAACAACAGCGUACACAGCCAAAAGGUGGACAUCCUGCAGAAGAUGUUGUCCAAGGAGCAACAAGAUUUGCAGGCAAUGAAGGAGGAGUACAGCAGGAAUCCGACGCCAAAACUACUGAAGGACAUCCAGGAAGCCAAGAAGCACAUUCCACAGCUGCAGGGGCAGCUCAGUAAGGCCACUGGAGGAGCACAGGAUGCCCUGCAAUUGGGUGACGGAGAUGACGGUAGCAUGGUGGACAUGGACCACACACCUUCCUCCAGGGGGGACAGUAGCAAUGACCUCUCGUGGAGCAGCAGUACCAUGUCCCCUGUUCUCCGCAGUUUUGCACCUGCCUCCCCGGAGAGCCUGUGCCAAAGAGACAUGUUGUCCUACCACAGCCCAAAGAGCACGCCCCGAGACAGCUUCAACUCCUGCCACUCCCCCGACCCAGAAGACACUCCAGACCUGGACUCGCUGUCCCCCUCUGCUGUUAUCAGCCCUUCCUCACGCUUUGUCUCCCAGAUCAUCGGAGCUGAGGACGACUGCUUUGACUCUGAUCAAGAACAGGUCAAUGGCCAGUGCAGCUGUUUCCAGAGCAUGGAGCUGCUCAAGUCCAGACCUGCCCACCUGGCAGCGUUCCUGCAUCACGUCGUCUCGCAGUUUGACCCUGCACCGCUGCUCUGCUACCUCUUCGCUGACCUGUGCAAGCAAACUAACUCCAAAGAAACCAGACGAGUGUUCAUGGACUUCCACAACUUCUUCAUCGACCGGGGAGCUAAUUUAAAAGUAGCUGUUCCCGAGUCCAUCUCCCUUGACCUUGACCGGCGGAGGACGGAGCUGAUCCCUGAGGAGCUGAACCGACAGUUAGUCCAGAUGAUGCAGGACACCCUGCUCCCUGACAUCCAGAGGAACCUGGAGGACUUCAGGCAGAAGCGCAGUAUGGGCCUAACCCUGGCGGAGGGGGAACUGGCCCGGCUGGACACGGAGCGCGUCAGAGACCGGGUAGCACUGGAGAGAGAACGCUCCUGUGCUGAAAACAUCAUCACCAAGAUAGAGGAUGUCCUGUUGACAACCCAAUCCACAGAGGAGGAGAAAUGCACUACUAUGCAGUAUGUCAUCCUCGCGUACAUGAAGCACCUUGGAGUGAAAGUCAAAGAGCCACGGGGCCUAGAGUCCAAAAGGGUCCGCCUUAACUUCCUCCCCAAGAUCAAGAAGAGCGUCAAGACCGAGAAGGAGGGAGGGGAGGAGAAGGUAAAACGAACCAGGUUUCCCAGCAUCCUCGGGCCUCAGCGCCGGCCCAGCCGCGUCGACCCCACGUCCAUCGGCAAGGCCAUGGACCUCAACAAGCCGCGGCCCCAGAAGCAGCUGUCCCAGCCCUGCCUGGGGGCCGUGGAGCACCUGGAGGCGGGUCGCCUGACGGCCAGUCAAUCCAGCGAGGGCUCAGAGCUCACACAUUCCUCCAAUACCAACGCCACCUCGCCAACCAACAGCACCACCAACAGCCACGCCUCUGACGGAGGCAGCAGAGACUCUGAGUUUGUUCUGACCCCUAACUCUGCCUUCCUCAAACUGAGCGAGGGUCUUGGAGACCUGGACAGUCUACAGUACACUCCAAACACACACUUUGACUACAGCCUGAGCCCAUAUAGCCUGGACCAGCUGCAGGAGGAGGACAGGGAGAGCAGAAUCCUUGAAGGAACACCCAAGUCUAUCAGAAGGUUGGAUGGCCUUGUUUCUACGGAGGUGCAGAGUGAAGACGACCAAGGAGGCACGGACUCUGAGCACGACCCCCUCAACUGGCAGCAGCUGGUGGGACGUGAGGUCCUGGCUGGACUCAGGGCCCACGAGAUCAAGAGACAGGAAGUCAUUAACGAGCUGUUCUACACUGAGAGGGCCCACCUGCGGAUGCUCAAAGUGCUGGACAACAUCUUCUACCAGAAGCUCACCAGAGAGGCCAUCCUGCCUCCUGCCGACAUCAAGAACAUCUUCACCAACCUGGGGGACAUUGUUCAACUGCAUGUUUUGAUAUCUGAGCAAAUGGCAGCAAUCCGGAAAAGGAGCGAGACGUCCGUAAUCGACCAAAUAGGAGACGACUUGCUGUCCUGGUUCAGCGGGGGCGAGGAGGAGAAGAUCAAGCAGGCGGUGGGCACGUUCUGCAGCAACCAGCCCUUCGCUCUGGAGCUCAUCAAGAGCAGGCAGAAGAAGGACUCGCGCUUCACCUCCUUCAUGCAGGAGGCUGAGAGUAACCGACUGUGUCGAAGACUCCAACUGAAGGACAUCAUUCCUGUGGAGAUGCAGAGGCUCACCAAGUACCCUCUCCUACUGGAGAACAUCGCCAAGUACACAGAUGACACCGUGGAGAAAGACAAGGUAAAGAAGGCAGGCGACUGCUGCAGGAAGAUUCUUAACCACGUCAACCAAGCGGUGAAGGAGUCUGAAAACAAACAAAGGCUGGAGGACUACCAGAGGCGGCUAGACCUCUCGUCUCUGAAGCAGACGGAGAACCCCAUGAUUACAGAGCUCAAGAACUUGGACCUGACCAAGAAGAAGAUGGUCCACGAGGGACCACUGUCAUGGAAGGUCAACAAGGACAAGACUAUUGAGCUGUACACCCUGCUCCUGGAGGACAUCCUGGUGCUGCUGCAGAAGCAGGACGAGCGGCUCGUCCUCAAGUGCCACAGCAAAAACCUGUCGGGCACCGCCGACACCAAGCACAUCUUCAGCCCCAUCAUCAAGCUCAAUGCGGUGCUGGUGCGCUCUGUGGCCACAGACAACAAGUCGUUCUUUGUUCUCUCAAUGUCGGACAACGGGGCACAGAUCUACGAGCUGAUGGCCCAGACCGUAUCAGAGCAGAGAAUGUGGCAGCGGCAGAUCACCCAGAGAGCGGACGCCAUGAAAGUGAAUCCACACAGCGGCAUCCACUUACCUCAAACAGAUGGAGAGCGAGACGGUGUGGAGAUCAUCGCUGCAGACGUAGCCCGACUCAGUAAGGACCCGGACCGCAUCUCCUCUGGAAGUAGCCAGUCUAUAGAUAAAGAGUGCAGCGCUGCCUCUGGUGGCGUGAUGCAGACCUCUCUCCCAGAUGCCAACCCCUUUGUAGGACUCAAGCCCGAAGAGGAGGAGCCCAGCCGGGAGGAGGGGCCUUACGGGGACCCGGACUUUGCAGAUAGGCUGCCCUUCCGCAUGGCCGUAGAUGGGAUCAGCGAAUCGGACGGGCUAGGCUUCAGUCCUUCUAGGGCUGACGAUGCCUUAAAGACAUUGUCGGCGCUGAAGCAGGUCCUGGUGACCCAGCUCAUGUUGCAGGAGGACGGCGAAGGCGCCGGGCGCUCCUCCUCGAGGGGCGGGCGUCUUCUCAGGACCACGUCCCUGAGGACCCCCGUGGACAGCCGUGCCCGGGUGGCUGUGCAGAAAGGCUCCGGGAUGUGCACCCAGGCCAGCCACCCUGAGGACCCUGCUCAGGACCUGGUGUCUGGGGACACGGGUUUCUUUGAGUCCCCCGAGGAUUAUGCAGGGUACCUGGUCCUGGAGGGCUACGGGGGCUCGGGGGAGAGCAGCACGGACGAUGACCUCCAGGCCACCGGGAAGCAGCUGAGCGCCUCACGGGGCUGCGGGGCAGGAGACUCUGGGAUCAGCCUGAGGUUCUCCUCUGCCUCACAGGCAGGUAGCAUCUCCAGCUUCAGCCGACAGGUCCUGUCCCACCUCCGCAACCUGCAGACCAACCUCAACCACCUCAAGGAGGUAGAGGCCAAGUAUCACAGUCUACUACGCCAGAGGCCGGCCAGGUCAUCGACAGACACGGACAUCAACAAAGAUAAAAGAUAGUUGUGGAACUUCAACCCCUUCCCCUCCCAGGCCCCUGCGUCAGGCCGUAAGGGAGACGGUGAAGAUGGAAGGGUUGAUUUCUUGCCUCCCUGCUGUCUCAUUGACCUGGAUGUCCUCUUAGCUUGUCCACUCAACUGCUGAGUACCCUCUUCCUCCUCCCACCAUGGUUCUCCCCGAGAGACUGAGCAUGAGCGAGAGACAGUUGGAGGAAGGGGGGUGUCUCUGGAUUUCUCCUCCCGCCCUCUCCGUCAGCACAAGGCAAUCAGGGAUGAGGGACUGUCCCAAAUCCAGCCCCCCCACCCCCGCGUGUCCCCACUCCAAUUGCUGUGGGUCGCCCUGUGCCUCCCCUCCCAUUUCUCUCUACUCCUAGUCAUCCCUGCAAGAAAGAGAACUAUACCAAAAUGUACAAAGCCGUGUGUGUAGGAUAUAUAUUAAACACACAAAAAGAAGCGACAAGUGAAAGGAACAUUUUAAGAUAAUGUAUUAUGUUUUUUGUUUUUUUAUCCCAUGAUCUAUUUAUUUUUCUCUCUUGUGUUUUCCCAUGUUGCUUGCUUGUUUUUCCGUGGGCCAUUUCGACCUCCUUUUAGGCUGCUCCACCCAUGUCGGUGGGCACACGAUCCUAUCCUUAACGAACACAGGAAUAAUACGAGUGGGCAUAGAGUUGCACUUUGUGUGGAGCCCCCAUAGGAUGGUGUUUAAGCAGCAUGGCAAUGUCAGGGGCUCUGUCCUGAUCAUCAGUGCAUUUUUACAACUGGCUAAAACUCGUCCCUCCUACUUCUGUUGGUAAUCAUGUCCGGUUUCCCUCCCUGUGCCGCCCAUGCUACUGCUGAUGUGCCAGUGAUCUGACAAUUCUAGCUGAUAAUGUCAUAAAGUUCAAACAGAAACUAUCAAGUUGGAAGAUUAUGCAUAACUUGAAUAAAAAAUGCCAUGACACA